AUCUAUAAGUCUUCCAUCUACAACUGAGAUGGUUCGGCGCCGUUUGAUUCAAAUCGAACCUGCCCGCGGUCUACAGCGCCGAGCAACGACUAAAACAGGAAAAUCCAACAACAGCAGCUGGUGAGAAGCAAGCAAGCAAGCAAGAGUCAACUAACGGCAGCGUACUCAUAACAACGAUUGAUUUCACUGACCGAUAUAACACUCGGCCAAAAACAGAGGCACCGGAAAGACGCAGUAAUAAAACGAGAUCAAAUGCAGCUAAAUAAGAUCUACAAUAUACUCAAGAGUGACAAUAGUAGACAUGAGCCUUGAUGGUGGCUGGCUGAUGGGUUACACUGCGGUCGUGAAAGGUGGCAAUGUCUUGUACCAGAAAUCAGUUACUUGGAUUAGAAUGAAAAACAUUCAGCACACGCACAACCAACAGGAUCCACAAUAAACGGGAGAUCUCAACACCGUUGUUUUGUUGCAAGUGUUAUGUGCGUAUGUAGUUUGCCGUGCUAUGUUAGCGAUUAUACUUUCAAUAGUAAUUUCUGCGCUUCCUGUUCGCGUGUGAGUUUUCGUUUGGGUUGUUAGUUGACGUUUGUUGCCGUGGGAAUCGCUGUGCGUUGCUUAACGUUAAUACAACAGCUGCGACGAAGCUUGUGAAUUACGAGUGUGCCGAUCGUGAGCGUAAGUAAGCUCCAUCAAGCGAUACGGUGACAUGUCCGAUCCUGGAUCAUAUAUUCCUGCCAGCCAAAGGCCAGAUGGAACAUGGAGAAAAGCUCGCCGAGUCAAAGAAGGCUACAUUCCCCAAGAUGAGGUGCCUAAGUAUGAGUCGAGAGGGCGGCAACUCGCACGAGCUAUGAAACCUGAGUUUCCCCCAGGAUUGACCCAGGCCGAAAUCGAGAAGCAAAAACGGAAGCAAUGGGAACUUGCCAAUCCGGAAUUAGCUAAAGCACAAAAUGGUAAUAGCAAAAAAAAGAAAAAUAAAAAGAAAUCAAGUCAGCAAGAUAACAACAACAGUUGUUCUAAGGAGAAUAAUGUUGAUGGAGUGCAUGAAAGUCGAAGUAUCGAGGCGCUAGAGGAAGGAAUUCUGACCCUUGGCAUACGAGGGGAUGAGACUUCAGUUGUGACGCUCGACGACAACGGCACCGAGAAGCCAUCCGAUCUUACUAAACGACUGCGCGCAUUGCGGAAGAAAAUUCGGGAGAUCGACUCCCUUCAGGAACGCAUCGACAACGGGGAGUGCCAACCGAAUAAGGAGCAGACAGAUAAGGUCCAGCGGAAAGCGGACAUAGAAAACGAGAUACGGGCACUCGAGAUACAGCAGCAGGAACUCACAGCACAGGCCAGCUAGUUACGGCGGGGCCAAGCGGCUGCAGGAGCCUCUAAAGCUACAAUUGCCGGCCAUUCAAAAAAUCAAUACCACCUGAAUACAACUUUUUGAACUGCAUACAGUCAGCAGUCGCAUGAUCGUCAACACCCUACGCUAUAAAAAUAGGGCACUUGAUUCUGCCGGAAACUGUAACGGAGCGACUUAGUUUUCGUGCUCCCACUGAUCAAAAAAGUAGCCGAACCGGCAAUCACAAUGAGAUAGACCGAUAGCGAUUAUGACUGAUUGUGUCAUGGCAGCAGAGACGUUUUAUUGGAUCACCAAAAUGAAAGAUCUCUGGGUUUAUGUACAGGGUGAGCCCUGUGGCGUUUGUAAAUGAACGGGAAAUCACCUCGAAUAUGCUAAAUCGGACGGGGUGCUUUUCAGAUGGGAUGCAAUAAAUGCCAUAAAGAAGAGCUAUACAAGAGGGUGGG
This is a messenger RNA of Varroa destructor (honeybee mite), 1785 nucleotides long. RefSeq names its product partner of Y14 and mago (gene Pym). Lineage: Eukaryota; Metazoa; Arthropoda; Arachnida; Mesostigmata; Varroidae. Gene Ontology annotation, molecular function: RNA binding. Gene Ontology annotation, cellular component: cytoplasm; exon-exon junction complex. The record is from RefSeq and is a predicted model, not a curated record. Gene Ontology annotation, biological process: exon-exon junction complex disassembly.